Molecule: messenger RNA, 1145 nt
Organism: Perognathus longimembris pacificus (Pacific pocket mouse)
Lineage: Eukaryota; Metazoa; Chordata; Mammalia; Rodentia; Heteromyidae
Product: olfactory receptor 10AD1-like
Exons: 1
Coding region: 128-949 (273 amino acids)
Biological process (GO): G protein-coupled receptor signaling pathway
Cellular component (GO): membrane
Molecular function (GO): olfactory receptor activity; G protein-coupled receptor activity
Source: RefSeq, a predicted model, not a curated record
GCCCCACACAGGGGAUGCAAGGAACAGCAGCACAGUCACAGAGUUCAUCCUUGUGGGCUUUGAGAAGAGCUCCCCUUCCACGCGGGCAUUCCUCUUCACCCUCUUCCUAGCCCUCUACAGUCUCGCCAUGGCCAUGAAUGGCCUCAUCAUCUUCAUCACCUGGACAGACCCCAGGCUCAGCAGCCCCAUGUACUUCUUCCUUGGCCACCUAUCAUUGCUGGAUGUCUGCUUCAUCACCACCACCAUCCCACAGAUGCUGGUCCACCUGCUGACCAGGAACCACACAGUCUCCUUUGUCUCCUGCAUGACCCAGAUGUAUCUGGUCUUCUUUGUGGGUGUGGCUGAGUGCAUCCUCUUGGCCUUCAUGGCCUAUGAUCGCUAUGUUGCCAUCUGCCACCCACUCAGCUAUGCCCAGAUCAUGAGCCGCCAGGUCUGUGUCAGCCUGGUGAGCACUUGCUGGGUCUUUGGGAUGCUCAAUGGCAUCUUUCUGGAGUACAUGUCAUUCCGGAAUCCCUUCUGCAGAGACAACCACGUUGAGAACUUCUUCUGUGAGGCCCCCAUAGUGAUCGCCCUGUCCUGUGGGGAUGUCCAGUUCAGCAUGAAGAUGAUCUUUGUUGAUGCCACCGUGGUGCUGCUGAGCCCCAUGGUGCUCAUUGUCACCUCCUAUGCCCGAAUCCUGGCCUCCAUCCUCAGCAAAGCCUCCUCCUCAGGGCGGGGAAAGACCUUCUCCACCUGUGCCUCCCACCUGACUGUGGUCAUCUUUUUCUACACCUCGGCUAUGUUCUCUUACAUGAAUCCCCGCAGCACUCAUGGGCCUGACAAAGACAAGCCUUUCUCCCUCCUCUACACCAUCAUCACCCCUAUGUGCAACCCUGUCAUCUACAGUUUCCGCAACAAGGAAAUGAAGGGGGCCAUGGGGAGAGCUCUUGGGAGAACUGGCCUGGCGUAAGCACGGUCUGUGUAGCAGUUAGGCCACUCCAGAAAUAGCUCAAUUCCCUGGAAAUAGAGCUACCUCUUCCUCAGCAGUGUGCUGAAAUAAUUCCCAGUCCCCAAAGGCUCCAGGAAAUAUUUUUCUUGGAACCAGACUUACAGUGGAACGUCCUCUUGCUGUCUGAGGCUCAUCUCUUUCACAGCUUUUUAGCUAC